Molecule: messenger RNA, 3053 nt
Organism: Mycetomoellerius zeteki
Lineage: Eukaryota; Metazoa; Arthropoda; Insecta; Hymenoptera; Formicidae
Exons: 13
Biological process (GO): sensory perception of smell; detection of chemical stimulus involved in sensory perception of smell
Cellular component (GO): plasma membrane
Molecular function (GO): olfactory receptor activity; odorant binding
Source: RefSeq, a predicted model, not a curated record
GCUGUGACCGCAAACAUGUCAAGUACACGGAAUGAGAAGGAUCCCAACUAUCAGCAAGACAUUCAAUAUAUCUUCAAGCUGAACAAUUGGAUUCUGGGCUCGAUUGGCAUAUGGCCAGUCUCGAUUCGAGGCAUCGGACGACACGCGUCCAAGAUCGCGAUCGCGCUCGGUAAUCUCGCGUUAAGUUUCGCUAUGGUGCCCUGUGCCUUGCACAUCGUAUACGAUGAGAAGGAUAUCAUCAUGAGAUUGAAGCUAUGCGGCCUGCUAGCAUUCUGCCUCACUGCGAUGACAAAAUAUUGCAUCCUUGCCAUACGUCGCCCUAAGAUACUCCGCUGCAUCGAAUAUGUAAAGAAUGAUUGGUGGCAGGUAACGUUCAGGUCCGACCGGGAAUUGAUGCUGAAGUACGCAAAUAUCGGUCGCAAUCUAACGAUAAUCGGCGCAUCUUUUAUGUAUACUGCCGGCGUUAUUUAUUACGGGAUUCUGAUCCCAUUCUUUUCCGAGACCAGAAUCAACAAUCAAACCAUCAGACCACUCGUUUAUCCAACUUACAGUGAAUUUUACCAAUCCCAAAUUAGUCCUACAUACGAAAUUGUAUACGUGGCUCACUGUAUGUGCGGAUAUACAAUAUAUUCGAUAACAGCUGGUGCGUGCGGAUUGGCUGCUUUGUUUGUCACUCAUGCGUGUGGCCAAAUUCAAGUGAUAAUGUCGCGAUUGGAAAAUCUCUUAAACGACGAAAACCCAAACAUUCAUCAACGAAUCGCUAUCAUAGUGAAGGAUCACGUCCGCAUAGUAAGGUUUUCAACCGUGGUAGAGGAAGUUUUACAAGAAGUAUGUUUAGUGGAGUUUACUAGUUCUGUAUGCACAAUAUGUCUACUUGAAUACUACUGUAUAGUGGACUGGAAAGAUGACAAUAAGCUUAGCUUAGCAACUUAUUUUUUACUCUUUAUUUCGUUCUGCUUCAAUAUAUACAUAUUGUGUUAUAUUGGCGAGCUUCUCAUGGAAAAGAGCAUUGAAAUUGGAUCAAUGUGUUAUAUGAUCAAUUGGUAUCAAUUAUCGCCAAGAUCUGUUCGCAGUCUUAUACUCAUAAUCGCUAUGUCCAGCCAUCCUAUAAAAAUUACAGCUGGUAGAAUGGCAGAUCUGUCGUUAACGACUUUUGGAAAUCGCAAGCGCACGUUUCCCAACCUUGCAAUCAAUGCCGCGCGUCCGUCUAGUCUACUCUUCUUACAGUCUCUAGCAGAAUCUGUCAUCGCAAACAUGUCCAAUAUAUGCGAUAAGUCCGCAAGAUCACGUAACUCCAAUUAUCAACAAGACAUUCGAUAUGUUUUCAAGUUGAAUAACUGGAUUAUGGGGUCGCUCGGUAUUUGGCCAAUCACGAUACGAGGCAUUGGAAAACACAUGUCGAAGAUUGUAAUCGUGAUCUUUAAUUUCGCGUUGAGCUUCGCGAUAGUGCCUUGCGCUCUGCAUAUCAUUUAUGACCAAAAGGAUCUCGACGUAAGGCUACGCCUAAGCGGUCUUCUAGCCUUCUGUCUCACUGUAAUGGCAAAAUACUGCAUCUUCGUGAUACAUCGUCCUAAGAUAUAUCGUUGCAUCGAGUACGUGAAGAACGAUUGGUGGCAGGUGACAUACAAGUCCGAUCGCGAACUGAUGCUGAAGUAUGCUACCACCGGUCGCAAUCUGACGAUAAUCGGCGUGUGUUUCAUGUACACUGCUGGCAUCAUUUAUCACUUGAUUCUGCCGUUCUGUGUUGAGCACAAAAUCAACAAUCAAACCUUCAGACCGCUCGUGUAUCCGACCUAUAGUAAAUUUAGUCAAUCACAAAUUAGUCCUAUAUACGAAAUCGUGUAUGUGGCUCAUUGCAUGUGCGGAUAUACUAUAUAUUCGUUAACAGCUGGUGCGUGCGGAUUGGCUGCUUUGUUUGUCACUCAUGCGUGUGGCCAAAUCCAAGUGAUCAUGUCGCGAUUGGAAAAUCUUUUAAACGACGAAAACCCAAAUGUUCAUCAACGAAUCGCUAUCAUUGUGAAGGAUCACGUCCGCAUAGUAAGAUUUUCAGCCGUGAUAGAGGAAGUUUUACAUGAAGUAUGUUUAGUAGAGUUCACUAGUUCUGUAUGCAUAAUAUGUCUACUUGAAUACUACUGUAUAGUGGACUGGAAAGACGACAACAAAAUUAGUUUAGCAACUUAUUUCUUGCUCUUCAUUUCAUUCUGCUUCAAUGUAUACAUAUUGUGCUACAUUGGCCAGCUUCUCAUGGAAAAGAGCAUUGAAAUUGGAUCAAUGUGUUAUAUGAUCAAUUGGUAUCAAUUAUCGUCAAGAUAUGUUCGCAGUCUUAUACUCAUAAUCGCUAUGUCCAGCCAUCCUAUAAAACUUACAGCUGGUAGAACGGCAGAUCUAUCAUUAACGAUUUUUGGAAAUUCUUUGGCAGAACUUGUCACCAUAAACAUGUCCAGUAUACACGAUAAGUCCGCGAGAUCACGCAACUCCAAUUAUCAGCAAGACAUCCGAUACGUUUUUAAGUUGAACAACUGGAUUAUGGGGUCACUCGGUAUUUGGCCAAUUGCGAUACGAGGUAUUGGAAAACACAUGUCGAAGAUUUACGUGAAGAACGAUUGGUGGCAGGUGACAUACAAGUCCGAUCGCGAACUGAUGCUGAAGUAUGCUACUACCGGUCGCAAUCUGACGAUAAUCGGCGUGUGUUUCAUGUACACUGCUGGCAUCAUUUAUCACUUGAUUCUACCGUUCUGUGUUGAACACAAAAUUGACAAUCAAACUAUCAAACCGUUCGUAUAUCCGACCUAUAGUAAAUUUAGUCAAUCACAAAUUAGUCCAAUAUACGAAAUCGUGUAUGUGGCUCAUUGCAUGUGCGGAUAUACUGUAUACGCAGUGACAGUUGGUGCCUGCGGAUUGGCCGCUUUGUUCGUUACUCAUGCGUGUGGCCAAAUCCAAAUACUUAUGUCGCGACUAGAAGAUCUAUUGGCUGGUAAAAGAUUCAAACGAAGCCCGAACAACGUUCAUUAUCAAAUCGCUGCCAUCGUAAGAAAUCACGUAAAAAUAAUAAA